GGAAGCGCGCGCGCAGGCCCAGCCCUCGUCGCCGCCGCCAUUUUAGCUCCUGGUUCCGGCCGCACGGUGUGGGCUGUUGUAGCGGGAGGGGUGGGGGGUCCCCAAGAGUUAAGUCGCUGUCCUCCACUGUGCCGAUACAGCCGCCAGCUUUUUUCUCCUUUCUUCCUUCUUAACCGCUCGCUCGAAGAGUGCGAAGAUGUCCAAGCGGCACCGGUUGGACCUGGGGGAGGAUUACCCCUCCGGCAAGAAGCGUGCGGGGACCGAUGGGAAAGAACGAGAUCGAGACCGGGAUCGUGAAGAUCGGUCUAAAGAUCGGGACCGAGAACGUGAUAGAGGAGAUCGAGAGCGGGAGAGGGAGAAAGAAAAGGAGAAGGAAUUGCGAGCUUCAACCAAUGCUAUGCUUAUCAGUGCUGGAUUACCACCUUUGAAAGCUUCCCAUUCAGCUCAUUCAACCCACUCUGCUCAUUCAACACAUUCGACACAUUCUGCUCAUUCAACACACACUGGACAUGCAGGACACACAUCACUUCCACAGUGCAUUAAUCCAUUCACCAAUUUACCCCAUACACCUCGAUACUAUGAUAUUCUAAAGAAACGACUUCAGCUCCCUGUUUGGGAAUACAAGGAUAGGUUUACAGAUAUCCUGGUUAGACAUCAGUCAUUUGUGCUGGUUGGCGAGACUGGGUCUGGUAAGACAACACAGAUUCCACAGUGGUGUGUGGAGUAUAUGCGAUCAUUACCGGGACCCAAGAGAGGAGUUGCCUGUACCCAACCCAGGAGAGUGGCUGCAAUGAGCGUGGCUCAGAGAGUUGCUGAUGAGAUGGAUGUGAUGUUGGGCCAGGAAGUUGGUUAUUCCAUUCGAUUUGAAGACUGCAGUAGCGCAAAAACCAUCCUUAAGUAUAUGACUGAUGGGAUGUUACUUCGUGAAGCCAUGAACGAUCCCCUCCUGGAACGUUACGGUGUGAUAAUUCUUGAUGAGGCUCAUGAAAGAACACUGGCUACAGAUAUUCUCAUGGGUGUUUUAAAAGAAGUUGUAAGACAGAGAUCAGACUUAAAGGUUAUAGUUAUGAGUGCUACUCUAGAUGCGGGAAAAUUCCAGAUUUACUUUGAUAACUGUCCUCUCUUAACUAUUCCUGGCCGCACGCAUCCUGUUGAGAUCUUUUAUACUCCAGAACCAGAGAGAGAUUAUCUUGAAGCAGCAAUUCGAACAGUGAUCCAGAUACAUAUGUGUGAAGAGGAGGAGGGAGAUCUUCUACUUUUUUUAACUGGUCAAGAGGAAAUUGAUGAAGCCUGUAAAAGAAUAAAGCGCGAGGUUGAUGAUUUGGGUCCUGAAGUUGGUGACAUUAAAAUCAUUCCACUGUACUCUACACUUCCACCCCAGCAGCAGCAACGCAUUUUUGAACCUCCACCUCCAAAAAAACAGAAUGGAGCCAUUGGAAGAAAGGUAGUUGUGUCAACUAACAUUGCAGAGACAUCAUUGACAAUAGAUGGUGUGGUAUUUGUGAUUGAUCCUGGAUUUGCAAAACAGAAGGUAUACAAUCCUCGAAUCAGAGUUGAAUCUCUUUUGGUGACAGCUAUUAGUAAGGCUUCAGCUCAACAAAGAGCUGGUCGAGCUGGACGUACCAGACCUGGGAAAUGCUUCAGGCUUUACACAGAAAAAGCUUAUAAAACAGAAAUGCAGGAUAACACCUAUCCUGAGAUUUUGCGUUCUAAUUUAGGAUCAGUUGUGUUACAAUUGAAGAAACUUGGUAUUGAUGAUUUGGUGCAUUUUGAUUUUAUGGAUCCACCAGCUCCUGAAACUCUGAUGAGAGCCUUAGAACUUUUGAAUUAUCUGGCUGCUUUAAAUGAUGAUGGAGAUCUGACUGAAUUGGGAUCCAUGAUGGCAGAGUUUCCUCUAGAUCCACAGCUCGCUAAAAUGGUUAUUGCAAGUUGUGACUACAACUGUUCUAAUGAGGUCCUAUCUAUUACUGCUAUGUUGUCAGUCCCACAGUGUUUUGUUCGCCCCACGGAGGCCAAGAAAGCUGCAGAUGAGGCCAAGAUGAGAUUUGCCCACAUAGAUGGAGAUCAUCUGACACUGCUGAAUGUCUACCACGCUUUUAAACAAAAUCAUGAGUCGGUUCAGUGGUGUUAUGACAACUUCAUUAACUACCGGUCCCUGAUGUCCGCAGACAAUGUACGCCAGCAGCUAUCUCGAAUUAUGGAUAGAUUUAAUUUGCCUCGUAGAAGUACUGACUUUACAAGCAGGGACUAUUAUAUUAACAUAAGAAAAGCUUUGGUUACUGGGUAUUUUAUGCAGGUGGCACAUUUAGAACGAACAGGGCAUUACUUAACUGUGAAAGAUAACCAAGUGGUUCAGUUGCACCCCUCUACUGUUCUUGACCACAAGCCUGAAUGGGUGCUUUAUAAUGAGUUUGUUCUAACGACGAAGAAUUACAUCCGGACAUGUACAGAUAUCAAGCCAGAAUGGUUGGUGAAAAUUGCCCCUCAAUAUUAUGACAUGAGCAAUUUCCCACAGUGUGAAGCAAAGAGACAGUUGGACCGCAUUAUUGCCAAACUUCAAUCCAAGGAAUAUUCACAGUACUGAAUUCCAUGCUUAGAACUGAAGUUAUUCAGAGGACAGCUUUAAAAGAUGAAUGAACUCAAAAGUUCAAGUUGUGCUCUUCACGUUGGUUCAAUAAUGGCCUUUAUUUGAAAGCUUUUUAAUUUUUCUUUACAGUAAAUAUUCCAUUCUGAUUUCAUAAAUUAAACAUUUAUGCCUCCCCUUUGUGUUGACACUGUAGCUCAUACUGGAAAAGUCGAUCAAUGUUUUGCAGUUUAUUGAAAGUAGUUCUAUAUAUAACAAUGUUUAAGCAUUUCUUUAGAAAUGGUUGAAAAUGCUUCUAAAAUGUGAUUAUCGACCAUGGUAUGCAUGAUCGUUGUAAUUGUUGACAUUCCUUUUAGAAGUUGUGAAAUGUUACAACUUGUGCUUAUGUAGACACAAUCUUCUGUCUCAGUACAGAGGCACUGACUUCAAUAAAGUCUAUUUAUACUAAUUUUGGUCAAAGCCCUUUGGUAUCUUUAUUCUAGUCUCUUUAAGUAUAACUGCUUCUCUUCCCAAAUGUGGGGCUUUUUCUUUUUUAUUAUAAUUAUACUAUUACGUACUUAGCUUUUUUCCACAAGGAGUACUCCCUAAGUAGUUAAAGCAAUAUUUUUAAGAGCAUAGAGUAGGUAGCACUUUGUUAGUUUAAUCAGUUUAUGAUCUCUGUUAGUUUAAUUGGUAUGUGAUCUAAUGAGAUACAGUAUGUAAUAUCUUUUGAAAUUGGAUCCUAAGAAAGAGAAUGAAAGGAUAGGUUCCUCUUUUUCUUACAGUUCAUUUCAUAAAGCUGAUAAUUUAUUAUCUUGUUACUGCAUUUUUGCCAGAUCUUUUUAAUAACAGAUAAAUGUUUAAAGUACUCUAUCCUCUGAAACAUGUUUAUUUGUAUUAAAUAGGAGGAAAUGAUAUUGUAUUGUAUAUCUUGAUCAGUUUUACUAAAUUUUGAGUAUUGGAAGUUUUAUGCAAUAUACAAAGUCAUUUGUAUAGUGUGUUAAAAUAAGAAUUUGAUCUUCCAUUUCCUAUAACAGGCAGUAGACAGGUUCAUACCCCUUUGGAACCAAAAAUGGGAUGUUUGAUGUGGCCCAUCAAAGAUUCUAUAAUAAAUCAGUUGUUUUCACUUGAAGACUAAA
Messenger RNA from Marmota flaviventris (yellow-bellied marmot), 3702 nucleotides. It is a transcript of the gene Dhx15, whose product is annotated as DEAH-box helicase 15. NCBI's taxonomy places the organism in Eukaryota, Metazoa, Chordata, Mammalia, Rodentia, Sciuridae. Gene Ontology annotation, cellular component: spliceosomal complex; intracellular anatomical structure. The record is from RefSeq and is a predicted model, not a curated record. Gene Ontology annotation, molecular function: ATP binding; RNA helicase activity; RNA binding.